This is a messenger RNA of Vigna radiata var. radiata (mung bean), 921 nucleotides long. RefSeq lists its product as uncharacterized. The transcript has 4 exons. NCBI's taxonomy places the organism in Eukaryota, Viridiplantae, Streptophyta, Magnoliopsida, Fabales, Fabaceae. The record is from RefSeq and is a predicted model, not a curated record. The coding region runs from base 1 to 921 and encodes 306 amino acids.
AUGACAGAUUAUAAGUGGGAAGUUGGGAUAGUAUUUGCUGAUAAGGCUCACUUUAUUGAGGCCAUUAGAACUUAUGCAGUGCAUACUGGGAGGGCUUUGAAGUUUGUUAAAAACGAUAAGCGUAGGGUGAGAGUUAGAUGCAUGGGUGGACAAGAAAUAGAUAGGUCUUUACAAGACAAUCCAAACUUGAAGGUGCAAGAUAUACGANAAAAAGCUUUACGUAAAUGGAAUACUAAGAUUUCNNUNUCNAAAGCCCNAAGGGCAAAGUUGAUGGCAACAAGNCAACUUAUUGGAGAUUUCAAAGAACAAUAUAGAAGAAUACAUGAUUAUGGACAUGAACUUUUGAGGUCUAAUCCUGGGUCAACAGUUAAGGUGGAGGUUGAUACUGUUAAUGGUGAUGCAGUGUUUAAAAGAUUCUAUGUUUGCUUGAAAGGUUGCAAGGAAAGUUUUGUGAGUUGUAGGCGAAUUAUAUGUUUAGAUGGAUGCUUUUUAAAAGGCCAAUAUAAGGGAGAGUUGCUCACUGCAAUUGGAAGGGACCCAAAUGACCAAAUGCUUCCCCUUGCAUAUGCCAUUGUUGAGGUAGAGAACAAAGAGACAUGGAGUUGGUUUCUGCAGUUAUUGAUAGCAGAUCUUGGAGGAAAUGAAGGGUUGGUCCACGCUAUAGAGGAACUUUUGCCUAAGGCAGACCAAAGAUUCUGCAUGAGGCACCUAUACGCAAACUUUAGAAAACAGUUCCUUGGUCAGACUUUGAGGACGCUGAUGUGGAAGGCUGCCACAAGCACGUACUGGUCAAGGCCUCGUUUCUCAUAUGAAGCUGUAUGUGAUUCCCUUGAUAACAAUAUAUGUGAAGCCUUCAACAGUGUUAUUGUGCUUGCCAGAGGCAAGCCAAUAAUCACAAUGCUAAAGGAGAUAAGGCUUUAG